CUUUUAAGCUGAUGCUUCUCAUAAACGCACACCUUGGCUUAACAGUUGAAAAUGAAAUUUGGACUAGUUUAUUUCGCGUAGCAGCAGAGGUGAUUGCAACCCAUACUCAUAAUCAUGAAACUUUCUUCACUGCUAGCUCCCGUUGCCAAAAGGUUAGAGGGUAAAGUAGCUGUAAUCACUGGUGGUGCUGGAUGCAUCGGUGGAGCCACGGCGCGUCUCUUUGCGCAACAUGGUGCCAAGGUGGUGAUUGCUGAUGUUCAAGACCAACUAGGCCAUUCCCUAUGCAAACACCAAGAUGACCUUUCUUUUGUUCACUGUGAUGUUACUAAUGAAUCAGAUGUCGAAAAUCUGGUUGAUUCUGUCAUGGCCCAACACGGUAAGCUUGACAUUAUGUUUGCUAACGCUGGUGUCACAGGCUUCAAUGAUCCAAGGAUUUCAAUAACAGAGUACCAAGAUUUCAAGAACGUGUUUAAUGUAAAUGUUUUUGGUGCAUUCUUGUGCGCCAAGCACGCGGCUAGAGUCAUGGUUCCUGCCAGGAGAGGCAGCAUUUUGUUCACUUCAAGUGUUGCGUCUGUCACUUAUGGAGAUGUUCCACAUGUCUACUCUGCUUCAAAGCACGCGGUCUUGGGCCUGGCCAAGAAUUUGUGUGUGGAGAUGGGGAGUCACGGGGUACGAGUCAACUGUGUGUCUCCGUUUGGAGUGGUGACUCCCAUGCUGAUGCAAGGGCUGGGAAUGAGUGAUAAGGGGAAGGUGGAGGAGUUUGUUGCAGGUAUUGCGAAUCUGAAGGAGGCAACGGUGGAGGCAGAGGAUGUCGCGGCUGCUGCGUUGUACUUGGGAAGCGAUGAGGCCAAGUAUGUGAGUGGUAUGAACCUUGUAGUGGAUGGAGGUUACAGCACUACAAAUGUUGCUUUGAAACAAUCCUUCCAAAAGAUGUCAAUUUAAGAUGAAGUUUCUUAUUUUAUGUAUUUUCAUCUGGUUUCCCAUUCAUAUGAUGUUUCCUGGCACUAGGUCACAUACUCAAGCUACAAAUUGUCCUGCUCACUGGCCUCAUACAAUGAGGUAGCUUGAAUCUCAUAAUUUUCAGAUCUCAUUCAUAUAAUUAGGGUGAUUAUUCCAGCCUUGUUAUUGGGAUCUUGUAAAAAACUAAGUAUUUCAUUUGGAUCCAUCUUCUAGGGCAGUGUUUUUCUUUCUUAUUAAUGAUCAACUGGCUGUGUAGAUA
Molecule: messenger RNA, 1219 nt
Organism: Daucus carota subsp. sativus
Lineage: Eukaryota; Viridiplantae; Streptophyta; Magnoliopsida; Apiales; Apiaceae
Product: short chain aldehyde dehydrogenase 1-like
Exons: 2
Coding region: 115-942 (275 amino acids)
Source: RefSeq, a predicted model, not a curated record